UUAUUCUUGGGUUUGGGAGUGUUAUUUGUGUGGUUAGUUUCCUUCCCCCUGGAAAGAGGGCUUUUGAGAGUGUAGUAAUUUGCAGACUGAGAGUAAAUAAGGUUUGAAGCUUGAAGGCAUGGCGAUGGGGGCCAUACAUUUCGCAGCACCUUCAGCCUCCGCCUGCAUCAGCAACAAGGAAUUCAACAUCAUCUUAUGCAGUGGUAACGGAACAAAACGAAGAAUUAAGUCGUUUAUGACUACUUCCUCUUCAUGUAGCAGCGGCAGCAGAAGAAGAAGUGGAAGCGUCGUGAUUAGGGCAAUCAAAGAGGAGACUAAGCCGAAACAGAGUGAUUCUUCUUCUUCACCAGAUGUGAUAACUCAGAAGUACGGCCUUGAAGCUGGUCUAUGGAAGAUAUUUAGCUCAAAGGAGGAGGAGGAAGAUGAGAAUGUGGAUGUGAAGAAAUCAAAAGGGGAUCAAGCAAAAGAGCUGUUGACUAAAUAUGGUGGAGCCUAUUUGGCCACGUCCAUCACUCUCUCAUUGAUCUCAUUUUCCUUAUGCUAUGCCCUCAUUACUGCUGGUGUUGAUGUUCAAGCCUUGUUACAAAAGGUGGGGAUUUCAGCUAAUGAAACAGGAGAAAAAGUGGGGACCUUUGCAUUGGCAUAUGCUGCGCAUAAAGCUGCAUCACCCAUAAGAUUUCCGCCUACUGUAGCACUCACACCAAUUGUUGCUAGUUGGAUAGGCAAGAAAGUGGAUAAAGAUAACUAACUAGCUCAACCAUCACUCUGUUCUUGUAUUGUAUGUACUUUUAUACAAAAAUCCUUGUUAAGGGAUAUAUAUGUAUCAUAUGUAUACUGUAUACAUACCUGUUUUUGCAGCAUAUAUGUAAGGGCUAAAUACAGG
Messenger RNA from Lactuca virosa, 883 nucleotides. The record is from the annotation of a GenBank genome assembly. Lineage: Eukaryota; Viridiplantae; Streptophyta; Magnoliopsida; Asterales; Asteraceae.